GGCGUCUCCCGGAUGGACGCAGCGUGCGGGCGCCGAGACGCGCGAGUGCAGCAUGUCCGCCUUCUUGCUGGCUCUUCGGGGCGAAAACCGAGCCGAGGCGCCGCGGGCGCGCGUGCAGGAGCAGGACUUGCGGCAGUGGGGCCUGACAGGGAUCCGUCUCCGCCCUUAUCAGCUGGAGGGAGUCAACUGGCUAGCCCAGCGUUUCCAUUGUCAGAAUGGCUGCAUCCUGGGAGAUGAGAUGGGCCUGGGUAAGACCUGUCAGACUAUCGCUCUCUUCCUUUACUUGACAGGAAGACUCAAUGAUGAAGGACCAUUUCUGAUUCUUUGUCCCUUGUCUGUUUUGAGCAACUGGAAAGAAGAGAUGGAGAGAUUGGCUCCAGGGCUUUCCUGUGUAGCAUACGCGGGUGACAAGGAGGAGCGGGCCCGGCUGCAGCAGGACCUGAAACAGGAGUCACGCUUCCACGUGCUGCUGACUACCUACGAGAUUUGCCUGAAAGACGCAUCAUUCCUGAAGUCCUUCGCGUGGAGCCUGCUCGUCGUGGACGAAGCUCACCGGCUGAAGAACCAGAGCUCCCUGCUGCAUCGGACGCUCUCGGAGUUCUCAGCCGUCUUCAGCCUGCUGCUGACCGGAACUCCCAUCCAGAACAGCCUCCAGGAACUCUACUCUCUCCUCGGUUUUGCGGAGCCGGAGCUCUUUCCCAGGGAGCAGGUGGAAGAUUUCGUUCAGCGGUACCAGGACAUAGAGAAGGAAUCGGAGUCAGCAAGUGAACUAUACACACUCUUGCAGCCGUUUCUGCUGAGGCGAGUGAAAGCGGAGGUGGCUGCAGAGCUUCCCAGGAAGACGGAAGUGGUGCUGUACCACGGCAUGUCGGCGCUGCAGAGGAGGUGCUACAGGGCCAUUCUGAUGAAGGACCUAGACGCGUUUGAAAAUGAGACGGCAAAGAAAGUUAAACUUCAGAACGUCUUGUCCCAGCUUCGAAAGUGCGUGGGUCACCCGUACCUGUUUGAUGGUGUAGAACCAGAGCCUUUUGAAAUUGGAGACCACCUGAUCGAGGCCAGCGGGAAGCUUCACCUCCUGGAUAAGCUGCUGGCGUUCCUGUAUUCUAAGGGCCAUCGAGUUUUACUUUUCUCCCAGAUGACCCAGAUGUUGGAUAUUCUCCAGGACUACAUGGAUUAUAGAGGCUACAGCUACGAGCGUGUGGACGGUUCUGUGAGAGGAGAAGAGAGACACCUGGCCAUUAAGAACUUUGGACAGCAGCCCAUUUUUAUUUUUCUCCUGAGUACCAGGGCAGGUGGCGUCGGCAUGAACUUGACGGCAGCAGAUACUGUUAUUUUUGUUGACAGUGAUUUCAAUCCUCAGAAUGACCUGCAAGCAGCCGCCAGGGCUCACCGAAUCGGCCAGAACAAGUCUGUGAAGGUUAUUCGGCUGGUUGGCCGAGACACUGUGGAAGAAAUAGUCUGCAGGAAGGCCGCCUCCAAGCUGCAGCUCACCAGCGCGGUCAUGGAAGGGGGCCGCUUCACCCUGGGAGCCCCGAGACCCUCUGCGGAUGCUGACCUCCGGCUGAGUGAGAUCCUCAAAUUCGGUUUGGAUAAACUGCUGUCUUCUGAGGGGAGUACCAUGGAUGAAAUAGACCUGGAGCCUAUCCUGGGAGAAACAAAAGACGGCCAGUGGCUCUCCGAUGCCUUGCCGACAGAGGAGGAAGGAAGCAGAGACCAGGAGGAAGAAAAAAACCACAUGUACUUAUUUGAAGGUAAAGAUUAUUCUAAGGAGCCUAGUAAAGAAGACAGAAAAUCGUUUGAACAACUGGUGAAUCUUCAGAAAACCCUUUUGGAGAAAACCAGGCAAGAGGGCCGGUUACUCCGAAAUAAAGGCCGUGUUCUCCUCCCAGGCCUCAGCGAGGAGUCUACCGCACGUAAGCGGGUUCUGAGCCCUGAAGAGCUGGAGGACAGAAGGAAGAAAAGACAAGAAGCAGCAGCCAAGAGAAAGAGACUAACAGAGGAGAAGAGGAGGGAAAAGGAGGAAGCAGAACGUAAGAAAAGGAUGGCCUGGUGGCAGUCCAACAAUUACCAGUCCUUCUGCCUGCCUCCUGGGGACAGCGAACCAGAGGACCUCGAGGAAGAGGAAGAUGAGAACUCUGCCCGGCUGGAUUAUGAAGACCCAGACUCGACCUCCAUCAAGUAUGUUAGCGGUGACGUCACCCACCCGCAGGCCGGGGCGGAGGAUGCGGUCAUCGUGCACUGCGUAGAUGACUCUGGCCGCUGGGGCCGAGGGGGUUUGUUCACAGCUCUGGAAACAAGGUCUGCCGAGCCAAGAAGAAUAUAUGAGCUGGCCGGGAGGAUGAAAGACUUGAGUUUGGGAAGUGUCCUUUUAUUUCCUAUUGAUGACAAAGAGUCAAGAAGCAAAGGGCAAGAUCUGUUGGCCUUGAUUGUGGCCCAGCACCGCGACCGCGCCAAUGUGCUGUCUGGCAUUAAGAUGGCAGCCCUGGAAGAGGGCCUGAAGAAGAUAUUCUUCGCAGCAAAGAAAAAGAAAGCAAGUGUCCAUCUUCCACGCAUCGGACACUCCACGAGAGACUUUAACUGGUACGGUACUGAGCGACUUAUUCGGAAACACUUGGCCGCAAGAGGCAUCCCAACUUACAUAUACUACUUUCCUAGAAGCAGGGCUGCCAGCCUUCAUUCACAGCCCUCGUCUUCAUCCUCACGACAGCUGGUGCCUUAACCGCUGGCCCAGCGUCAGGGCCAGCCCUCAGCAGCCAGCCGAGCCGUCUGCUCAGAGCUCCUGUAACAGCAGUUCACAUUGGGAUCAGGGCCCGGUGGCCUCUGAGAUACUGUUUUCUGGAAGUUCUAACGUUGCUCUCUUUCGGUGUUGCUGCUUCGGUGCCUGUGGUACAGGGACGCACAGGUUGUGUGAGAAGGUCCUUGGGCAGCGUGCCUGGGCCCGUUUGCAUAGCUAUCUGCAUAAUAAUAAAGUUCCCAUCUCUAGUG
Messenger RNA from Camelus dromedarius (Arabian camel), 2985 nucleotides. RefSeq names its product chromodomain helicase DNA binding protein 1 like (gene CHD1L). NCBI's taxonomy places the organism in Eukaryota, Metazoa, Chordata, Mammalia, Artiodactyla, Camelidae. The coding region runs from base 53 to 2719 and encodes 888 amino acids. Gene Ontology annotation, biological process: DNA repair; chromatin remodeling. Gene Ontology annotation, molecular function: ATP binding; DNA helicase activity; ATP-dependent chromatin remodeler activity. The transcript has 23 exons. The record is from RefSeq and is a predicted model, not a curated record. Gene Ontology annotation, cellular component: nucleus.